CGAAUUUGCUAGUAUUCUAGUUCUCUCCAAUUGCAUUAUUGAUGAGUUAUCAUCACCGUUCGAAGCGAGCAACAGCCAAGGUCAUCUUUCCUUCCGGUCCUUUCCUCCUGCUGGAUUGUCGUAUGUCGAUCUUUUUUGCUUGAUUCCAGCCGACCUUCGCUGUGUAAGCCCACGUAACAACACGCCGAGUGCUCCCACGCCCUUGACCACUCGGGACCAUGAGAUAGGACUCUGGCAGUCACCUUCCAUUCGCUUUAGCUCACUGUACCCCGACCGCAUUCUUUAUCGGGUGGCUGGUUACCCACCAGAUCCUCUCUUCGGCUGGUAUAUUCGAAGAAUCGUUUGAAUCUCGCUAUCGUUGACCAUAAUGCUUGCGCCUGAGCCCCCGGUCAAGCUAGAGGGUCACUGCUCUGUGAUCCACGACAACACUCUUUACACGUUCUCCUCCAACGGGUUCGCUUACAUUCCGCUCGAGCGCAAUGGCACAUGGUCUCCUUUGAACACGGAUGGCGCCGAGCUAGUCUCGGAUGCGGUGUGUGUUAUGGGGGGUGUUGAUGGUAACGAGAAUAAGACGGCGCUCUACGUGGUUGGAGGGACAUCCUCAAAAUCAAAUCCGCCAGGAAUACAGCGGUUCUCGUUGGAGGAUAAGACGUGGAAAACUCUGAAUGUGGCAGUGGACAACCUAGCCAACCGGACGGGUCAUAGCGCCGUCUAUUUAAGAUCAAUCUCGACUAUUUUGUCGUACGGCGGCAGCACCACUGAUGGAUCCCGGCCGUCUUCUGAAACUUUCACGGUGAUUACCAAGCCGACAUACAGCCUUGACUCUGGGACUGGGUAUUCAUCGCCCGCAGUUUGGCCGCCACUUUUGAGAUGGAGCGACGAUACAGCCGUAUUGUUUGGGGGCCCGGAUACCCCAGAGGAGCCGCGUUUCUGGAACUCGGAUCAAGAAUGGCAUAACAGUGGUUACCCAUCGUUGAAUUUGACGUUUCCCACAGGAGUGAAGGCUGCCCUUUUCCACAAUUCGGGUGAGACUAGAAUGGUGCAAGCUUUCGACUUCAACCAAUCACCAGUUGAUGUUUCGUUUCGGGUUCUCUCACCAAAAAUGAGCCAAGCAUCCAAGAAGCGGAAAAGGGACGACAGCCCGACUUAUGACGGUACCCUGGCACCUGAUUUGAGCGAUAAAAGCUACUCGUUUGCUCAAGGCGACCAAGACAGCCCGCUGGUGGUAAUCUCGGGUGGCAGUGGUACCGACACUCUGUCCAUCUUCAACCAAACAUCGUACAGCUGGGUGAAUACGACCCAGUUAUUCUACGGUGACAAGUCUGAACAAGAAAUUCUUGGAACAGCAACAUCAACACCAUUAUCACCCACAGCUACCCCAACAGAAUCACCUACCGUAGCUGACUCGACAAGCGACGACGAUUCGGAAGCAAACAUUGGCACGAUCCUUGGUGCAGUUCUGGGAAGCCUGGCGGGCGUUGCCAUCAUACUGGUUCUCAUAUUGCUCUACAUUAAAAGAAAGAAGGAGAAGGCGAGGCAGGCAGAUGGUAUGGGCAAGGAUCGGCUGAGCUUCCAAGAUCAGGGCGUAGAACCUCUGACUCGUUCGGCUUAUCCUAUGGCAGAGAGCCCGGCGCCGAAAGCAGCUGCCUCUGUGGAUUCUUUGGCAAUUUUUUCGGGAAAUAUGGGCGAUGAAAAGUCUCCCAGGUCUGCUGGCUCCUUACCGCACUACAUGCAAAAGACUCAACCCGCAAAGCCGAGCCCGCUCAACAAUAUCCAGUCCAGUGACGAUGCCGGUUACGGCCCAGAUGAUAAAGCCAUUGAAGCUGGGCAAUCGCCGGUACGUCGCACUACGGAUGAAGGCUGGGGUAAAUACUUCCAGGAUAACAGCACACCCACACUGGUUGGUGUUCAGUCCCCGUACGACUCGACGCGUGGUUCCAAAGCCACCAUAUGGCCGGGGACCAACAAUGCCCUGCCACCUUUGCAGACAAGUUUCCUACAGGAACCGACCCCGCUAGGACGAGUUAACAGUGGUAGUCCCACAACAGAGGUUGGCCGGCACAUCGUGAUCCCAGAGAGUCAAUCAGCGCGAAUCUCUAGCGCCAGUUCUGCAAGUUUCAACUCAGACGAUGGAGGUCACGACGAAGCCGUGCGCGAACAAAGCUGGCUCGGCCGCCCUCCAAGCAGUGCGUACAGCAGGAGCUUUUACAAUCCUGGCAGCACGCGAGACGCCCUAUCUACAAUGGCACCAUCUACAGUCGCGCCAUCUGUUGAUUAUAGAAGGCAUGACUCGCAUCGCACAAACACACGAGGAUCCAGUGUUCUCAUUCCUGACGGUCAACCGCUGCCAAGGAACAAUGUCAACUCGGAUAUGAGCUGGCUAAACCUCAAUGCUGACCGAUAAAUACCUCCUAAUCAAAAGUCACUUUUACAUCUCUACUUGGGAUAUUGAGCUUUGGAUGG
Messenger RNA from Aspergillus nidulans FGSC A4, 2463 nucleotides. RefSeq lists its product as uncharacterized. The transcript is spliced from 2 exons. Gene Ontology annotation, cellular component: membrane. NCBI's taxonomy places the organism in Eukaryota, Fungi, Ascomycota, Eurotiomycetes, Eurotiales, Aspergillaceae. The coding region runs from base 368 to 2404 and encodes 678 amino acids. The record is from RefSeq and is a predicted model, not a curated record.